Pipistrellus nathusii (Nathusius's pipistrelle) is the source of this 1166-nucleotide messenger RNA. Lineage: Eukaryota; Metazoa; Chordata; Mammalia; Chiroptera; Vespertilionidae. The record is from the annotation of a GenBank genome assembly.
AUGGCAUCAAAUAAAGGCCAAGACCAAUGGCCUAAGGAAGACAUUGUGAAGUUACUGGACCGCCUGAAGAAGAAUCUGCCAUCCAAUGACAAACGCACAUUCAAAACAACCCAGUCACGUAUGGACUGGCGAAAAGUAGCUUUUAAAGGUUAUUCUGGAGAAAUGUGCAAACUCAAGUGGUUAGACAUUUCUAGGAAGAUAAGAAAGUAUCGGACCUUGACAGAAUUAGUCCGGGAAGCUAAAGAACAUGUUAAAAAUUCCAAAAAAAGCAAAAACCUCACGAAACAUCCAGACAUGCCCAAGCAGCCCCUGGGUCCUUACAUUCGCUUCUUCAUGGAGAAUCGGCUUGAGUAUUCCCAAAUGCACCCCAAACUCAGGUAUCAUGAACUGACUAAGAUCAUGUCUAAGAAAUACAAGGAGCUCCCAGAGGCAAUGAAGCUGAAAUAUACUGAAGGUUUUCUGAAGGAGAAACAGGAGUUUAAGGAGAAACUGGCUCAGUUCAGGAAAGACCACUCUGAGCCUGAGCAGAACUCCAAGACCUCUGUUGUCCCCAAAGGGAGCCCAAGCAGAGCCCCCAAGAAGCAUAAGGGAAAUAGGAAAAAAGUGAAGUCUUCCCCCAAAACCUAUUUUUCUAAGUUUAAAUUCCGUGGAGAGCCCAAGGAGCCCCCCAUGAACGAAGCCCAGAAGUUCCAGCAGGAUUUGUGGUCCAGUAGGCAACUGAAAGGUCUGUCCAUAAAGGAGCGGAUGAAAGAAAUUGGUAAACGCUGGCAGAUCCUCCCAAGGAGCCACAAAGAGUAUUAUAGGCAGCAGACUGAGAAGCUGCAGAAACAGUACAAGGUGGACCUGAAGCUCUGGCUCAAAAGUCUGUCUCCUGAAGAGUACACUGCCUACAGCAAGAGCGCCUCAGGGAAGCGUAAGAUCAUGAACAUGUAUGGAAGCCUGGACCCAAAGAUCGUCAGGACAAAUGUGCAGUCUCCAUCAGCAAGGACUCGGAGAAAAGGGCUUGCACAGAACCAGGGGCCGGCUCCUGGGAUGGCAUCUUCAGAGACUUAUGGGGACCAUUCUCAUGCCUCACGGGGUUCUGAAGAAAAGAAGGAGCACGAGGCAAAGGCAGAAAGCAGCUCCCCAGACUCCAGCAGUAACGAUGAAGAUAACAGCAACUGUAA